GAAGACGGGGUGGAUCUUUUCAGUCCGUACAGAAUGCUGUAAAACUGUUGAUAAUUUCUUGGAUAAAGCUGUUUAAUAAGACUCAUGCAGCUAACUAGCCGUGUCCUGUGGUGCUUUUGAAAGGUCAUCGUCAUUGCAUGACAAAGGCAGUGGCAGAUUCAUCUUCAUCACUCAUACAGCAUUUCCAUAGUUUUUCUUCAGUGCAGUAAUAUCAUGAAGGGUGGAGGAAGGGGCAAGGACUCACCUGUUGCAGGGGAGGUCACUGGCAAACGCCCCAAACGCAAAUGCUUGCAGUGGCACCCACUUCUUUCCAAAAAGGCUCUUGAUUUCUCUGAGGAGGAGGAGGAAGAAGAUGAAGAGGAGCUAGGGAAGCAGGCAGGGCUGUGCAACCAGGCCCAGGAUUCAGAGAUGCAGUGUGGAGUCACAACAGAGGAAGUGGAAGAUGACACAAAUGAACAGCGGGCACGCCGGCCAAUGAAUGCCUUCCUACUCUUUUGCAAACGCCACCGCUCACUGGUGCGGCAGGAACACCCUCGCUUGGACAAUCGUGGGGCCACUAAGAUCCUGGCUGACUGGUGGGCUGUGUUGGAGCCCAAAGAGAAACAGAAAUACACUGACAUGGCCAAGGAGGUGAGGCUAUUUUAUGACUCUUUCAAGUUUAUGAUAUUUCUGUGUUUUGUUCGACAAGAUCACCUACACAAAGUGAUAGCACUUUUAUGACUUUCUGAAGCUUAAAUGCUAUCU
Molecule: messenger RNA, 744 nt
Organism: Archocentrus centrarchus (flier cichlid)
Lineage: Eukaryota; Metazoa; Chordata; Actinopteri; Cichliformes; Cichlidae
Product: HMG box transcription factor BBX-like
Exons: 4
Coding region: 214-720 (168 amino acids)
Biological process (GO): regulation of transcription by RNA polymerase II
Cellular component (GO): nucleus
Molecular function (GO): DNA-binding transcription factor activity, RNA polymerase II-specific; RNA polymerase II transcription regulatory region sequence-specific DNA binding
Source: RefSeq, a predicted model, not a curated record